AUGGAAGCGGUGGUGGACACCGUGGUGGAAAUGGUGGUUGAUACCAUAGUAGAGGCGGUGGUGGUGGUGGAAGGUGAUAAUAGAGGUGGAGGAGAUCAUGGAGGCAGUGGUGGUUAUGGAGGUGGCUGCAAUGGAUACCAAGGUGAUAAUAGAGGUGGAGGAGAUAGUGGAGGCGUUGGUGAUUAUGGAGGUGGAGAUAGUGGAGGCGGUGGUGGUGUGUAUGGAGGUGACGGUAGUUCUCUUGGUCAAUGUGUGUGUGGAUGUUGUUUAUGUGGUCGCAAGAGUUGUGGAUGGAGAUCUCGUGGUCAGAGUUAUAUUGAUGUGAUCAGAAGAGUUGUGGAUGGACUCUCGAUUGUGGAUACGAAAGUAGGAAUAAAGGUGGAGGAGAUAGUGUAG
This is a messenger RNA of Raphanus sativus (radish), 396 nucleotides long. RefSeq names its product glycine-rich RNA-binding protein 1-like. Lineage: Eukaryota; Viridiplantae; Streptophyta; Magnoliopsida; Brassicales; Brassicaceae. The transcript has 2 exons. Bases 1 to 396 code for a protein of 131 amino acids. The record is from RefSeq and is a predicted model, not a curated record.